AAGAAUUUUAAACAAACACAGAUAAAAUGUAUUAAAAUGUAAUAGAAAUUACUAAAAAGUUGAAAUGGUUGAUUAGAAUUGCUUAAUAACAUUAAAAGAAACUUUUUCAAAAGUUGGUUGUAAGAAAAUGGCAGCAUUUUUGCAGCAGUCUUCCGCAAUGUUGGGUAAUCUCAAAAAAGCUUUGCUUGGAAAUCCGGUUACAAGAGAUUUUAAUGUUGGUGAUCAAGUUGCAAGUUUUGGACCUAGUCUUCUUUGGAAAGUAUUUGAUGGCAAAAAGAAAUCAACAGGACAGGAAGUUUCUAUAUUUAUUUUUGAAAAAAGCUUACUUGAUAAAUAUGAAAAGAGUGAGCGUGACAAUAUUAUUGAAAAAAUGAAGCAUGGACCACAGCAACUUACAAAGCUGCGCCAUCCUCGCAUUCUCACUAUUCAGCAUCCACUUGAAGACUCAAGAGAUUCAAUUGCUUUUGCUACUGAACCAGUCUUUUGUUGUUUAUCAAAUGUUCUAGGAAAGUAUGAUAACCUUUCCAGCCCUUUACCAAAAGGUCUUAAAGAUUUUGAGUUAUAUUCUGUUGAAAAAGUUUAUGGACUAUUGCAGAUUGCUGAAGGAUUAGCAUUUGUUCAUAAUGAUGCAAACAUUAUUGAAGGAAAUUUAACAUGUGACAAUAUUAUUAUAACAAAAGGAGGGCAAUGGAAACUUGCUGGAUUUCACUUUUCACUUCCAAAAAUGACUCAACUGACUUAUGAAUAUACCACUUGUGUUCCCAUAAUUGCUCGCCCAGAUCUCAAUUACUUGGCACCUGAAUUUUUAUUGCGUCAACCUAAUGAUGAAUUUCUUGAUUUGAGUGCAACUGACAUGUUUUCAUUUGGGUGCUUAAUCAGUGCUUUAUAUAACAAUUUAAAAACACCUUUUGAUACAGGAGAUAAUAUUGCAAUGUAUAAAAAAUGUCUGGAGCAGUUAAAUCGAUUGGGAAGAGAUCAGCUACAUAACAUACCUUUAAAUGUUCGCGACCACUGCAUUUUACUUUUAAGUCCUGCUUCACAUUUAAGACCUGAUGCAGCUUCAACAAUUACUCACCAGUUUUUUGAUGAUGUCUCUGCAAUGACAUUGAAGUACAUGGAUUCACUCGUUCAAAGAAAUGACAUGACUAAAUCACAAUUUUUCAAAAACCUUCAUCAUGUUCUAGACAAACUGCCAUUGCGUGUUUUACAUCAACGAAUUCUUCCACCCUUGUUUUUGGAGCUUGCUAAUCACAUGAUGAUUCCAUUUAUACUUCCUAAUAUAUUUAUUGUUGCUGAAAAGUCAACAAAUGAGCAAUACAUGAACAUUAUAUUCCCUGAACUGAAGAAGGUGUUUCCAGUAAAUAAGCCUGUUCAGGUGUUACUGUUAUUCAUGCAAAACAUGGAACUUUUAUUAAAAAUGACUGACAAAGAAGAUGUGAAAAGUUAUGUGCUGCCUCUAGUCUUUCGUGCUCUCGAAUCUUUAGAAACACAGAUCCAGGAGUUAGUGUUAAACAUCAUUCCAGAAUUUGUUCAUCUGAUAGAUUAUUCAUCAUUAAAAAACUCUAUUGUACCAAGAAUCAAAACUCUAGUUACUAGAAGCACAUCAUUGAGUGUUUGUGUUAAUGCACUUGUGUGUUUGGGAAAAGUUCUUCCUAAUUUUGAUAAGUUCUUGUUAAUUGAUGAAAUCUUUCCUAUGUUAUCUCAAGUCCCUUUUAAAGAUCCUGCUGUGCUAAUGGCUAUACUUGGUAUUUACAAACAGACAAUAUCAGAUAAGAAGAUCAAUCUUGAAAAGGAUUAUCUUGCAACUAUUGCAAUCCCUUUUUUACUACCAUUAUCUGUGGAACCAUCUCUCAACGUUCUACAGUUCAACAGCUAUAUGAGUGUCAUUCGUGAAAUGUUUGAAAGAGUUGAGCAGGAACAUCGCACAAAGCUUGAGCAACUCAAUAAAAUGCAAGAAGAACAAAGGUUGUCAUUGAAUUUUGUAAAAUCCUCAGAUAAAGAUGUGCAAAAUGCUACAAGCAAUACUGAAAUGUUGAUUUCUGGAAACUCAGCAACAUCUAACAAAAAUGGGAAUGCUGAGUUGGAGAUGAUAUUAGGCUUGAACCAAAAUUCAUCUGCUCAAGUGGAAUGUUUGAAAACCCAACCUAACACGGAUAGUGUUAUGUCUUCAAAAACUUUAGGUGGUCCUAUUAAGCAAUCACAAACAAUGAGCACAGAUUAUUCCAUCAAUUGUUUAUCCGAAAUGAAUAUUUCUCAAAUAAACUUGCAGAAAAAGUCUGAUACAGUGAUGUUUUCUCAACAAUCACUUCCAUACAAUUCUUCAAAUGCUAACAUGGCUCCGUCAAUAGAUUUUAACAAUUUUCGAUCUCGACCAGAAAUACCUUUAAUUCCAGCGCAACAGAACUAUAAUCAACCAAACUACAAUCAAGCAAGCUCUAUGCGUUCACAACCAAAUGCAAGUAUGAAUUUUACUCCAUUAAUCCAAAGCCAAAAUAAUUCUUUCAAGAAUGUCACAUCGAAUUUAAACCAAUCAUUUACCUCUCAGUAUCAACCCCAACAAAGGACUUUUAACGACUCCAUUAAAACCAAUAGUUUUGGUAACAUUGGACCUUAUGCACAAAACUUUCCUAAUUGUAAUAUAGUUCGACCUCAAAACAAUGUUGGUGUUAAUGCUGCAUCCACAUUACUUUUGUCUAAUAAUGCACUUCAACCUCCGAGUUCAGUUGAAAGUAAUGGAAGGUUUAAUUUAAGCGCAAAAGAUAUUAACGAUUUACUGCUGUAAACAUUGUAACAAUAAUAAUAGCACUGUUACAUAAAUAUUUUAUGAAUUUAUAAUAUUUUUUUA
Hydra vulgaris (swiftwater hydra) is the source of this 2845-nucleotide messenger RNA. Its product is annotated as SCY1-like protein 2. Gene Ontology annotation, biological process: protein phosphorylation. NCBI's taxonomy places the organism in Eukaryota, Metazoa, Cnidaria, Hydrozoa, Anthoathecata, Hydridae. Gene Ontology annotation, molecular function: ATP binding; protein kinase activity. The record is from RefSeq and is a predicted model, not a curated record.